UACUUGUCUGUCUUGCGCUUUGGUGCCAUGUCAAACAGUAAAGGACUUUCCUCUGUUGGAGAGUGUCGCUGUGCUUAAUCAUUAGCUUUGGACGUUUGGACACCAUGGCUGUGUCUCAACAUCUAGACUAGGCAGACAGCUUUAUUAGCGGCAUUAUAGGCGCGUACUUCCUUAAAGUGUCCUGAGAUGCAGUAUAUGUAGGCAGCGAAGUAGGUUUUGAGACACAGUCCACAUUCUGGACAUAGUGAAUCGGCCUGUUAUCUCCCUUCACACAUAGUGACAGUGAUUGAGGCUGGUGAAAGACGAUCACGCGUGCGCCUGUCACAAUGUCUACAGACAGAGAGCCUCCCGUCACUGCCAAACUCCUUCACCUCGUGUUUCUCUCCACCUUCUGGGGAAUGCAGAUAUGGGUCACCUUCAUAUCAGGCUUUGUAAUGGACAGCCAUCUGAACCGACACACGUUUGGCUUCAUCCAGAGCCGGCUCUUUCCGUUUUACCUGCAUAUCGGCUCAGCCUGCGCUUUCUUCAACCUCACCAUCUUUGCCAUGUACCAUCCUAGCAACAUGCUGGAUGACAAAGAGGCCUUCCAGAUCUUCAUUUUUUUAGUCUGUGUGACUGUGGCGGCAGUAAAUGCCCAGUGGUUUGGUCAGAUGACCUCAGAAAUCAUGGCAGACAUGCACCUGAUUGAGCAGGCCUGUGGAUUGGGUCAGGACAUCGGACUCUCAUCCAAUCGGGAAGCAUAUGCCAAGCUCUGCGAGACAGACCCCAAGUAUAAAAAGCUGAGUGGUCGGCUGUGGCUGUAUCACCUGCUCUCCUCCCUGUGUAACCUCUGCUGUAUCAUAUGUAAUGGAUACAGCCUUUAUUAUCUGGCAGAAAACCUCACCACACUCUGAUGACCUUCCUGCAAUGCAAUGCAAACGUCUGUGUGGCUCCGGCAGCGAUCACCUGCUUUUAGAUACUGGAUUACCUCCCGACAAAUCUAAUCAUUAUUGUUACAGAUUGUCUUUUUUAAUCUUUGUUGUGCUAGUUUUA
Carassius carassius (crucian carp) is the source of this 1032-nucleotide messenger RNA. Its product is annotated as transmembrane protein 205. The coding region runs from base 327 to 893 and encodes 188 amino acids. The record is from RefSeq and is a predicted model, not a curated record. NCBI's taxonomy places the organism in Eukaryota, Metazoa, Chordata, Actinopteri, Cypriniformes, Cyprinidae. The transcript is spliced from 4 exons.